AUGGCGCGGCCCUGUACGGUGGAGUCACUUCCCAGGACGGAGGCCUUGCUGAAGGAGGGCCUUCAGAUGAGCCGUGCCCUGGGCGUGAGAGAUCUCCGCUCUCCCCGUUCCGUGGUGGUUAUGGAGCCGAAGUCGGCGUCCCACUUCGUGUCCACCAGUGCAACCAUUCGCUUCGCCCUGCUGUGUCGGGGCGGAGCCACAGCUGCCUUGAAGGACGAUCAAUUGGUUCAGAGCGCGGCAUCACACUGCCGCAGGCCCAAAGCAUCUGCAUUGGCAUGGAACGCCCUGGUCGAUGCGCCUUCGAGCGCGGCAGUGUGCAUCAGCAUCAGCCCCAGUGGCAAGGCUGAGGCGCCGGCAGCCAAGCGCCAGAAGACCGCGCAGGGUGCAGACACCGUGAGGGCACGCCAUAUUCUUCUGAGACACCAGCAAGUGCGACAGGCAGAUCCCAUGCUUCGAAGAGAUCCAGGGCGAAGCCUGCAAGAGGCGGAGGAGUUGGCGCUGAAGACGCUUGAGACUCUCACCAAGACUCCGAACCAAUUUCCGAAGCUUUGCAGGUGCGAUGGGAAGUCUCGAAGAAAAUGUUUCAGAGCAAACCAUGGCAACUCAUGCACUUUAUUUUGCAAUCUCACGGCAGAAUUUUAUAGCCACAGAGACAUCAAUCGAACUUGA
This is a messenger RNA of Durusdinium trenchii, 669 nucleotides long. NCBI's taxonomy places the organism in Eukaryota, Dinophyceae, Suessiales, Symbiodiniaceae. The record is from the annotation of a GenBank genome assembly.